Rhagoletis zephyria (snowberry fruit fly) is the source of this 1362-nucleotide messenger RNA. The record is from RefSeq and is a predicted model, not a curated record. NCBI's taxonomy places the organism in Eukaryota, Metazoa, Arthropoda, Insecta, Diptera, Tephritidae.
AUGUUCUGGGGAGUCACCAUCCUUGGCGGACGCCGCUACACACAGACCGUUGAAAAGAGCUACCACAUUUCAAAGGCUGUCCUGGAUGUUCCCGUUGAUGGCAAGGUGACCGGAAAGCGCGUCCAGCUAAUGCUGGAGCACAACAAGAGCCAAUACCUGCUGUGCAAUCUUGAUUCGGACAAGACAAAUCAGGUUGAUUUGGAUUUGAUCUUCACUGAAGGAGAGGAAGUUACUUUUUAUCUGAAUGGAGAUGGUCCCGUGCAUCUCAGUGGCUAUGUCCUCGAGUUCAAUGACGACUUUGAUGAGGAUGACGAUGAGCUCUUUGACGAGGAGUCAGAGGAUGAAGAAGUAGAGAGCAAGUCUGCUAAACGCAUGGUGAAAGAAUCCAGCGAUAGCUUGAACCAAAACGCCAAGCGUGUGAAAAAUGACGAGCCUUCUGCUGGCUUUGCUGCUACUAAGAAAGCCAAGAUCAAUGGAUCAAUUGGAGAUGACGAUGAUGAUGAUGAGGAAGACAGCGAUUAUGCCCUUGGCAAUCUCGAUGAGGAGUUUGAUUCAGUUGACGAGGAAGACGAUGAAGAGUUGGACGAUGAGGAGGAUGAUGAAGAGGAGGACGAAGAGGACGAUGAAGAAGAAGACGAGCCAAAACAAGUGAAGCCAGCUCCCAAGGUUAAUGGCCAGGCUCCCAAACUUCAGCAGCAAAAGGGCACUCCCGGUCAAAAGGGACAGCAGCAGGGACAGGGUGGUCAGAAGAACACCCCUGGUGGCAAGCCGAACAACAACAUUUCGGGCAAACCGAACAACACUCCCGGCAAGCCAAACAACCAGACUCCAAAGGGCGGACAGCCUAAUCAAAACAACAAGUUUGGCCAGAACAAGGGUCAAAACAACUCUCCCCUUGGACAAAACAAGCCCAACAACAACAACCAAAAGGGACCUCAGCAACAGAAUCAGCAGAAGCAGGGCGGACAAAACAACAAGGCCCAGCAGUUCAACAAGCAAAAGGGAGGCUCUUUCACACCUGAUCCAAAGGGAGCCAAGAAGCUUCCAGGAGGUCUGCAGGUGAACGACGUCCACGUUGGAAGCGGCCCAGAAGCGAAGAAGGGCAAAUUUGUACACGUUCGCUACAUUGGACGACUGCCGAACAACAAAGAGUUUGAUCGCUCCACUGGAAAGCCGUUCUCCUUCCGCCUAGGCGCCGGCGAGGUGAUCAAAGGCUGGGAACAGGGACUGGAGGGCAUGAAGGUCGGAGGCAAACGAAAGAUUGUUGUGCCGCCCAGCUUAGGAUAUGGCAAUCGUUCCAUGGGACCCAUUCCAGCCAAUUCUACGCUUCACUUUGAUCUGGAGCUGGUUUCCAUCUCUUAA